CUCUCUGUUUAUAUAUGCUACCGGAGGUUAAACGUUAUACAAUUGUUGUUAAAAAGAUAUUUUUCUUAAAUACACAAAUAGAAAUAAACGGGUUCUACGAUGGCAUCACCGGCCCCGAAAUCGCCGGAGCAAUCCGAGAGGAAUAGAAAAUACGACAGGCAACUCAGAUUAUGGGGUGAUCAUGGUCAGGCAGCUUUAGAAAGGGCCCACGUUUGCUUGAUAAAUGCCACAGGCAUUGGCACAGAAAUCCUGAAAUCUCUUGUUUUACCUGGCAUAGGAGCAUUUACUAUCGUAGAUGGGAAGAAAGUCAGUGAGGAAGAUAUUGGCACAAGUUUCUUUCUAGAAGCAGAUAGUGCGGGCAAGUCUAGAGCACAAGUGGCAACACAGAUGCUCUUGGAACUGAAUUCAGACGUAAGGGGUGAUUAUAUAGACGAGGAGCCUGAACAGAUCUUGUCUAACAAUCCUGAUUUCUUCAACAACUUCACUGUAGUAGUGGCUACCUCGCUGGUUGAAAAAUCUUUGAUCCUGUUGUCGCGUCGGCUCUGGGAAUUGAACAUACCACUGAUAGUGUGCAGAAGCAUAGGAUUCAUCGCAUAUAUGAGGAUACAAGUGAAGGAGCAUACGAUCAUAGAAUCCCAUCCAGACAACGAGAUCCUUGACUUGCGUCUGGAUAAACCGUUCGAAGCGUUAAAAAAACAUUUCGAUUCGAUAAACCUAGACGAGUUGAGUUUCAAAGAUCAUUCGCAUGUACCUUAUUUAGUUGUACUGUACAAAUACUUAGAGAAAUGGGUCUCUGAAAAAGGACAGUUACCCAGAGCGUAUAAAGAGAAGAAUCAAUUGAAACAGAUGAUCAGAGAGGGAAUGAGGAGAGACGAAAAUGAUAAAGCGAACAGUGAAGAGAAUUUCGAAGAGGCUAUUAAGUCUGUAAAUACAUGCUUAGGGUGCACCGCUAUACCGGAGAACGUGAUGAGUAUCCUUAACAGCGACCAGUGUAUCAACUUGACGGCGAAGAGUAGCCCAUUCUGGAUAAUAGCAAAGGCGGUUAGAGAUUUUGUUGAGAACGAAGGAGCUGGAUUGUUGCCGUUGAAGGGAACUUUACCGGAUAUGACAGCGGAUACAGAAAAAUACAUAGCGCUUCAGCAGAUUUAUCACAGGCAAGCGGUGGCUGACGCGGAGGCAGUGUGGCGGCGCACGUUGCAAUUAUUGCGACAAUUAGGAAAAUCGUCGGAUAUUAUAUCAGAAAGAGACGUCAGAUUGUUCUGCAGACAUGCAUCGAACAUAUACGUGGAGAGGGGAACUUGUAUAGCCGACGAAUACGAUUCGAAAAUUUUCGAUGCUAGCAACAUAGUGCAAAGUUUGGAGAAUCCUGAGAGUAUGAUGGUUUAUUACGUUGUCCUGAGGGGAGUUGAAAAAUUUCAGUCAGAGUACAAUUCCUAUCCCGGCGAGUUUGAUGAUCAAGUGGAGCCUGACAUAGUAAAACUGAAGGCGUGUAUAACGAAAUUGUUAAAUGAAUGGGGUUGCGGACCACUGGCUAAGGACGAUUACGUUCAUGAAUUCUGCCGAUUUGGAGGAUCAGAGCUGCACUCGGUCUCGGCGUUCUUGGGUGGCCUCGCAGCUCAGGAAGUAAUCAAAUUCGUCACGAAUCAAUAUAAACCUCUCCAUAAUACUUUCGUAUACGAUGCAGUGACGUCCAAUGCCGGAACCUACUUCUUUUAACAUUAAAGUUUAUGAUACAAUAAAAAUGAGUCCACUCUUUUUGUAGAAAAUACGUUUUUUUCAUAUUGAAAUUUAGUUCACUCGAUAAAAAUAAGAACAGGUCGUAAAACAUUAAACAGAAGAGGACAACGAAUAUUGUAUGAAUCCUUCUAACGUGUGAAAAAAUAUGUUAUUUUAUUAAAAUUUUUUUACAAAACAA
Molecule: messenger RNA, 1915 nt
Organism: Ceratina calcarata
Lineage: Eukaryota; Metazoa; Arthropoda; Insecta; Hymenoptera; Apidae
Gene: APP-BP1
Product: Nedd8-activating enzyme E1 regulatory subunit APP-BP1
Exons: 8
Coding region: 100-1716 (538 amino acids)
Biological process (GO): protein neddylation
Cellular component (GO): cytoplasm
Molecular function (GO): NEDD8 activating enzyme activity
Source: RefSeq, a predicted model, not a curated record